Molecule: messenger RNA, 2258 nt
Organism: Sphaeramia orbicularis (orbiculate cardinalfish)
Lineage: Eukaryota; Metazoa; Chordata; Actinopteri; Kurtiformes; Apogonidae
Gene: timm17b
Product: translocase of inner mitochondrial membrane 17 homolog B (yeast)
Exons: 6
Coding region: 24-518 (164 amino acids)
Biological process (GO): protein import into mitochondrial matrix
Cellular component (GO): TIM23 mitochondrial import inner membrane translocase complex
Molecular function (GO): transmembrane protein transporter activity
Source: RefSeq, a predicted model, not a curated record
ACGUCCUUUUGACGAAAACAAACAUGGAGGAGUAUGCCCGUGAACCUUGCCCCUGGAGGAUAGUGGAUGACUGUGGAGGUGCUUUCACCAUGGGAGCUAUUGGAGGAGGAGUAUUCCAGGCAAUCAAGGGUUUCCGUAAUGCUCCUGCAGGUGUUGGACACAGACUGAAAGGUAGUGCAAAUGCAGUGAGGAUAAGAGCUCCACAGAUUGGAGGGAGCUUUGCUGUGUGGGGGGGCCUCUUCUCCACAAUUGACUGUGGCUUGGUCCGGCUAAGGGGCAAAGAGGAUCCUUGGAACUCUAUAACAAGUGGUGCUCUGACAGGGGCUAUCCUGGCAGCACGUAGUGGGCCUUUAACUAUGAUGGGUUCGGCCAUGAUGGGGGGAAUUUUGCUUGCUCUUAUUGAAGGUUUUGGGAUCCUCCUAACCAGAUACACAGCACAGCAAUUUCAGAACCCUAUUCCAUUUGCAGAAGACCCCAGUCAGUUACCUCCAAAGGAUGGAAGUCAAAAGUUUCAAUAGAAAGCAGCAAGAACUGAGUCUGGCUGUGCACACAGUGAGUCAGGGCUUCAGGACACCACAACAGAUGACUGGGAUGUGGGGCUGCAGUUCCCCCACAGACUGAUCCAUUAGUUGCACUAUGUGCUUAUACCUCAGGGCAAAUUACUGUCAGUUUUAGUUAUUUAUAAUUCAGUGUUUGUAUGUGAACAGGGACACUUCUGACAAACCAACAGAAGCAAAUCUGAGAUAUUUUGCAUCAAUGGUUUUCAUUAUUAUAGUGACCUUUUUGGGCUAAAUGUGCAAUGCUAAAUUCAUAACAAAUUUUCAUACAAAAUUGAAGCAACAUCUGUUGUUUAAUCUUCCAAAGAUUUUAAAUGUGUAUGCAUGGAUUCAUUAAACAGGAAAGCCACAUUUUACUGACUACAAGGUGUAAAGCAAAGAGUGUAGAUUUGCAGUUGGACAGAAGGGACACAUACCUUCCACUACUGAGAACAGACCAAAUUGUCUCCAGCAGUGUUUUAAGAAUCUCAUUCUCAUUGUCUCAUUUUUUAAAUGGUAAAACCUGUCAGAGGAUGACACAUGCCCUCAGAACUGGUGUUACAUUGAUGUUACAUUCAAUACAGCUAGUAUUGUCCUCAGUCUUUUCACUAUGGAAAAUAAUGUCUGUCAGCUGGUUGUCAACCUAGAGGAGUAGGAGCCAAAUUAUCCACAACUAAACAUUUAUUUCUGGAAAUACAUUAUGAGUUGAAUUUCAGUCUAUAAAUCCCAUUUAAAAUGUCACUUUUAAUGGAUCACUGUACACAGGAAACACAGCUGUAGCAGACAAAAGAAGGAUGAAGGUUGAUGAAGGAAUAGGUGCAUCUUCAGGGUUUCAGGUGAGCUCCUAAUUAAAAAUCAUAGUUUAUAAAUUACAGAGAGGCAUCAACAUUGAAGUAAGAUUCUAGACUUUUGGUAAAUAUAACCUCUGAGAAUCAUUUUAGUUUAUUUUGAAAAAAAAAUGUUCGACUAUAAAAAGUUGGUUUUAUAAGAUCCUAUUCACUCAAAACUGACCUCAAGAAUGAAUAGAUCUAUCUUAGCCCUAUGUUUACAUCUUAUUUGGUGUUGGUAGUUUUGUCCCUGCUGAUGCUGAAGUCAAACCCACGCCUUUGUGUAAAGGUAGAAUAAUAAACAUGCAAUGUGUAUUAUUAUGAGAUUACUUAGUAUGGUUGGAGAAUCUGUUUCUGUUUCGUCUUUGAGUAUGUCAGCUGCGACAAUCAAUGCAAAGAAAUAUGUUUUAUUAAAUUAUGCAUGUGUUCAAGGUGAGUCCAGACUCAGCAAAACCUCAUUCCAGUAUUUAUUUGCAGUUUGUCUUUGUCAGAUAUUGCCUCAACUGGCAGCUUUUGUGAUUUUGAAUCUUUGUAUGAUAGACACAGUGGUAAAUAGAUGAAUGAAUGUGUACUAAUUGUGUUCCCCUUGUGCUGAUGAACUGUAUAGAUGACUUUCUAGAAGGAAUGGCUUCAGCUGUUUUGACAUCACUCUCUGUUUGUUGGUCACAGUUGUUCAUUUUGCAAGUUGUCAUGCACCGAUCAUGAUGUUGAUUAUUGCACUAUCCAUCAAGCAACCAGGCACUUUUUAAAGCCAUUCUCUUUGCUUGUUUACCACAGCAGAUAGAUGAUUCAACAGUAGCAUUCAGAGUGUUUAUUUUGUAAAUUGUCUUAAUAUAUUUAUUCAUGCAAAACUUGACUAUCACAAUAAAGGCAUCAAAUGUUCUUUAUUACUGAA